GUUUACGGAAGUACCCGAGCUGUUCUCGCGAUACUUUGGCUCGGUCGUGGGAUUUGGAAGGGUAGUGGCUGAGGGGUGACACAACACGAAUCCCUUUUAAUAUGAGUGAUGAUAAACCUUUCCAGUGCACUGCUCCUGGCUGUGGACAGAGAUUUACAAAUGAAGACCACUUGGCUGUCCACAAACACAAACACGAGAUGACCCUGAAGUUUGGUCCAGCGAGGACCGACAAUGCCAUCAUUGCUGAUCAAACCCCUACACCUACCCGCUUUCUGAAGAACUGCGAGGAGGUCGGGCUCUUCAAUGAGCUCGCAAGUCCGUUUGACCACGACUUCAAAAAAGCGGCUGAAGAUGACAUUAAAAAGUUACCACUGGAUUUGUCACCUCUUGCGACGCCCAUCAUACGCAACAAAACUGGGCAACCCACACCAAUGGAGGCGCAUCUUUUGCCUCACCCUGAGUCCACAACAAGUGAAGACAAGGAAUUAUCUUUGCGGCCAACUUCACUGCCAACCUCCACUAUAGUCCAUCCUGCCUCCCUCCAAGUCCCCAAUGUACUUCUAGCAACCUCAGAGGCUAGUGUUGUAAUACAGCAAGCUCUCCCAUCGCCAACAGCUAGCUCUGUUAUUACCCAAGUCCCAGCCACUAAUAGAUCCAUAGUCCCAGUGUCGGGCACCUUCCCUGUGCUCUUGCAGCUGCCUAACGGCCAGACCAUGCCAGUUGCUAUACCUGCGACUAUUACAAGCUCAAGUGUACAUAUUCCAACUACAAUCCCGCUUGUCAGACCUGUCACCAUAGUGCCUAACGUCCCCGGGAUCCCAGGACCUCCCUCGCCACAGGCACAACAACAACCACAGCCUCAGCCCGCCCAAUCAGAGGCAAAGCUGAAGCUGAAAGCCACAUUGAGCCAGCAUCUUCCUCAGGUAACCAAUGGAGAUGGCGGUGAAGUCCAGAGCAGCGCUGUCAACCACACUGCUGCUCCCCCUUCUCCUGCACCGACUCCAGCUCCGUCUCCAGCCCCAGCCCCAACCACAGCCGUGGUCCUAACUCCUGUUCCCCACCAGCCCACUAUCGAGGAACCCUCCCCUCCUUCUCUUCAGCAGCCGGCCACCUCCACCACAGAGACACCUGCUUCCCCGGUUCCCCCUGCGCAAAACCCUCCGAUCACAGGGGGGCGGCGGCGCAGAACCACAAGCGAAGACCCUGACGAGAAGCGGCGCAAGUUCCUGGAGCGUAACAGGGCUGCGGCUACUCGCUGCAGGCAGAAGAGGAAGGUGUGGGUCCAGUCUCUGGAGAGGAAAGCAGAUGACAUGAACUCCGUGAACGGACAACUACAGAACGAAGUCACCCUGCUGAGAAACGAAGUGGCUCAGCUGAAGCAGCUUCUCCUGGCUCAUAAAGAUUGCCCUGUAACCGCCAUGCAGAAGAAAUCUGGCUAUCACAUUUCUGACAAAGACGAGAGCUGCGAGGAGAUGUCCGUCCCCGGCAGCCCCCAGAACGAGGCCAUCCAGCACAGCUCCGUCAGCACCUCCAACGGGGUCAGCUCCUCCUCCACGACCCCGGCCGUCUCCGCCCCGUCCAGCGCCGGCACCAUCACGUCCAACCAGAGCACAGAGGAGACCAGCCAGUCUCAGCCAUCAGGGAGCUGAUUGUCCAAAACCUGCGUCCGAGCGUCCUCACCGGAGCGCUGCCGCCUCUUCUGUCUCCGGCCGACGGAGCAAAGCGAUUCUCUCUCCGCUUCACUUCUGUUUUCUAAUUUAUUCUCGAUCGGUUUGUUUCCUGUUUGGUCCGUUUUGUCCUCCAUAGGCGAUGCUUCUUCAAAGUGCACAUGUUUUCUCUGGUUGAUGAAGACGAAAGUUCAGGCACUUUAGGUGUAAGAUGUAAAAACACAUGGAUCAGAAAUGUUUUUGUAUUUGUUAUUUUCUAUUAAUUAAUUAUCAAUCCUAUCUAUUUUUUGCUUUGAUUGUCCUGAAGCGGUCGAUCAGUUGAUGGUUAGAGUCUUUACCAAAGUGUGUGGUGGCUCAUUUGUAAUAAGUUUGCUUGUUUGUUUCCAUGUCUUUUAUAAGCACUAUCUUUGUGAUAUCGUAGACAACAGUCACUUUUUUUUUGUAAUUAGCUUUUUCCAUUUUGCACAUUUAGAGAGAAUUAAGGGGUUUACGUUGUUUUAGGUACAGGCAGCUUCGUAAAGGUAGAUCUAAACGCUGCCACGUUACACAGAUUUAAAUGGACGAAUUGGAUCUUGUUGUUUUCGUGAGAUCAGCUGUUGUGGCGUUGUACAGUUUGAAUGUUGGAGCUCACCUCUGUUUGUAAAAGGGUCUCCGGGUGGGCUGCUAGUGUUUGUUCUUUCAUUGACAUUCCACCUGUAGUCUGAUUGUUCCUGAAGCAGUGAUUGUAGGAUCGCAGUACUUUUCCAUUGCUCAAUCAUGGUGAUGUUGAGUUCAUUCAGUGCCAUUAACAUUUUUGUAACAACUUCUGUAGCUUUUUUAUUGCAGUUCCAGUUGGGUGCCGUCCUCAGAUCAAAGGUCUCAUAUAGAUCAUCGCAGCUUACAGGAGAUGUCCUGCUUUUAUAUAAUGUCUUUGCUUUAUAACUGUUUCUGGCUUCAGUGUCUAAGGACAUUCUGCUGGUUUCAUGAUUGCAACAACGUUUCUAGAAAACAUUGUAAAUACCAUCACUGACACAUUGUACAUGAUCUUUCAAUGUGUUGUGUACUUUUGUCUUUUUUAAAUAGGGUAGAUUCAGUAGCUCUGUUUUAUCACAAUAACUCUGUUAGCGGUAAAAAGUUACUGAACUUUAGGAUAGACCUCCUGGCUUAUUAAAUUAUUAUUAUAAAUUAAAGCGUUCAGAUGUGAACUGGAGUCACAUAAUUUAUAUUAGAGUGAAACUACUACUGCUUUGUAUAAAUUGUGAAAGUUUCAUCAUUGAAAUAAUCGUACCCUAACCCUACGAAGCAAAUUAAGCCGUGAAGUCAAUUUGCCUUUUCUCUUAGUCUGUACGGACUUACUACUGUGUAGUUUCACAACAAGCUAACACCUUGUUUUCAUAAAGUCUGUUUUUUCAUUUAAAUCUUCCGUCGUGUGCGAUCUGCAUGAGAUAACAAUUCUCUGCGAGAAUUUAACUGUUUGUUCGAUAAUAUCUCCGUCAGAUAAAAUAUCUUUAAACAAGUUUCAACUUGAGCUUUGGCUCGAAGUUUAUGUUAAGUUAUGCUUCAGGUUGUUUUUUAUUUAUUUACCUUGGCUUAACUUCUAAAAUGGGCUGUGUUGAAAGUGUUAUUGUUACUUGUGAAAGUUCUGUAAAAAAUUUGACUUGAUAAGUUGUUGUAAUAAAUCUUUUAAUAUCUCUUAAAAA
This is a messenger RNA of Pleuronectes platessa (European plaice), 3346 nucleotides long. It is a transcript of the gene atf2, whose product is annotated as activating transcription factor 2. NCBI's taxonomy places the organism in Eukaryota, Metazoa, Chordata, Actinopteri, Pleuronectiformes, Pleuronectidae. Gene Ontology annotation, biological process: regulation of transcription by RNA polymerase II. The transcript is spliced from 12 exons. The coding region runs from base 102 to 1649 and encodes 515 amino acids. The record is from RefSeq and is a predicted model, not a curated record. Gene Ontology annotation, molecular function: cAMP response element binding; DNA-binding transcription factor activity, RNA polymerase II-specific.